Messenger RNA from Gekko japonicus, 1417 nucleotides. RefSeq names its product ribonuclease P/MRP 25kDa subunit-like (gene RPP25L). NCBI's taxonomy places the organism in Eukaryota, Metazoa, Chordata, Lepidosauria, Squamata, Gekkonidae. Gene Ontology annotation, biological process: tRNA 5'-leader removal. The coding region runs from base 6 to 560 and encodes 184 amino acids. Gene Ontology annotation, cellular component: ribonuclease MRP complex. Gene Ontology annotation, molecular function: RNA binding. The record is from RefSeq and is a predicted model, not a curated record. The transcript has a single exon.
GAACCAUGGAGAACUACCAGAAGUCCAAAACCGUGGAGAAGCCCGCCCCCCUCCCGUUCAGCAACCUGCCUGCCGACAUCAUCGAGAUGAAAGUGAAGGACGGCAGCAAAAUCCGGAACUUGAUGGGCUACGCCAUCGCCAAGAUGGAGAUGGAGCCGGUGAGGCAGGUCCUCUUCAGCGGCGCCGGCAAAGCGAUCAGCAAGACCAUCACCUGCGUGGAGAUCAUGAAGCGGCGCCUGAAGAGCCUCCACCAGAUCACGAAGGUCUUCUUCCGGCAGACGGAGGAGAUCUGGGAGCCCAUCGUGCCCGAGGUGGGCCUCGAUCCCCUGACCGUCAAGCGGAAUGUCCCCGCCAUCUGCAUCUUGCUGAGCAAAGACCCUCUGGACACUCAGGAGCCGGGAUAUCAGGCGCCCGGGUCCUUCGACGCCUUCUGGGCGGAGACGCUGAAGCCGGAGCCGCAGGGCCAGGCGAAGAGGAAGCAGGGGGGAGGCAGAGGGGCGGGGCGUGCCGGGAAGCAGUUUCGCUCCGGCGGGCGGGAGGAGGCCUACAAAAAACCCUGACGGUCGGGACGGCCGGCAGAGCCAAAGCGCCACGGCUGGGCUCCGGAUUUAAAACCACACGCGUCAGAAGACGACCGGCUAAGGCCCGAGGAAAGUCACGUCAGUCCAGACGCGGGAGGCAUUUCCAGCUCAGCCGACUGAGGCUUUCGAGUCUUGUCUCGUGGGCUUUUCUCCUUUGGAACGGUCUCGCGCUGGAAACACUCGUGACAGAUUUUGUGUCCGGUGUGUUCUGGACCGGUGUGCUUGAAUGCCAAUUCACGAACACACAGUGGAUCUUCCUUAGAGGGAAGGAUGACAGGUUGGGACUUUCAUAUCCGUCCUGCUAAAGGCAGUGCAAGGAACCCAGCCCGGAGCAGGAGCGUGAUUUGUGGGACAGAUCCGCAGGAUCCAGCGGAAUAAAAGCAGAGACGUGCAGAGUUCUACAACAGAAAGCUUACGUUUCUGCAGCUCCCUCUCCCCCCGCUGUUAAGAGGGUAGCUCUUGAGACGACUGGGUUUUUCUUGACCAAGUGGGUGUCUCGCAUUUUGCUGUGUCUAAAUCCCGUUAAUACGAAGCAGCUCUAGGCAGAUGUGAAUGGUGACUAGACGCUGUUGAUGGGCUCUUUAGAUCCUGAGGUCUGAAAGACUCCUAACAUCUCUUGCUUUCAACUAAGACUCAACCGCCUUUUCUGAAGAUUUGGCAAAAAGGAUCCGCAGGGAGUUGAGUGCGAAAAUGCAAGGUGGCCAACUGGAUGGGCUUCCUGUUGCACAAAUGGUUGUGGCCACGUGUGUGCGUGCGGGGAAAACCUCAGAGAGUUUAAGAACGGGCUUGGAACGCUUGUGUGUUAAAGCUAUGUUUUGGUUAAUAAAGCCAGUUCC